Molecule: messenger RNA, 1552 nt
Organism: Triticum aestivum (bread wheat)
Lineage: Eukaryota; Viridiplantae; Streptophyta; Magnoliopsida; Poales; Poaceae
Exons: 2
Coding region: 559-1329 (256 amino acids)
Source: RefSeq, a predicted model, not a curated record
AAGCGAAUGUCAUUUGAUGGCAGUUUUAGUUGUGAAGAAAAAUCAAACGGCGGCAGUUUAAACAAAAAUGUCUUCUCUGAAGAAAUUGCCAUGUCGCUGUGAAGAAAUUGCCACCCCCUCAGAACUAAAAUUGUCACCUAAAACGUUCGCGUGUGCCACCCUGCCUGACGAUCGUUCGCCAGUUACGAGCGUCCUUUAAAAAUCGGCCAGCUCACACGCGUACAUAGCCUCUUACCACACGUUGUACUAUCCUUCCAUGGCUGAGUACCACCCUGCACGUAUCCGCCGUAGCCUCUUGCCACAAGUUGUAUUCUUCCACGACUGAGUACCACCCUGCACGUAUCCGCCGUAGCCUCUUGCCACACGUUGUAUUCUUCUACGACGAAGUACCACCCUGCAUGUGUCCGCUUCGGAUAAGUGGCCCGAGUUCAAUGCAAGCCCGUUCAACAGACCGGCUGUCUGGUAUAACGAUGAAAACGUGGAAGGGAUACAGCUCGGUCCCUCUCCCUCGCACUACCUGGAUUGGAAGUUCGAAACUCGCUCGGCAACAUCUGCGCCAUGGCGACCGAACAAUCCCGAUACGGCCACAGGAAGUUGAUGGUAAGCUACGGCGGGAAGCUCCAGCGCUUCUCCGAAGGCGGCGGACCGCAGUACAUCGGCGGCGAGCACCAGGUCGUGAGUGUCAGCCAGUCCAUCUCGCUGCAGGAGCUCCGCGACCGGCUAGCCACGGCCGUGGGCUGCUUCAACAUCGCUAUCCAGUACGUCCGCCCCGGCAAGCCCCUGGACGCGCUCCACGAUGUGGUGACCGCUGGCGACGUCCGGGACCUGCUAGACUGGGUGCUAUACCGGGACAUGCAUAUCAAACUGCUCCGCGCAAACCCAGCGGACGUCCCCCAAGUCCGGGUCUUCGUGGUCCGCGUGGAUGGGCGGCCGCCGCUCCCCGAGGCGCUCUUCACUCCCGCUCCAAGCACGCUGGUCGCGGCGCCCACCGAGGCGCCGGUGUCUCUGUCCUCGCUCAAACGGCGAAGUGCGUCGGCGCCUUCGCUGUCCGCAAAGUUGCCGGACGGCACGUCGGAGCUCCUCUCUCCGGCCCUCAUCCAUCGGAGCGUAUCAGCGCCUUCCCUGUCGCCGCCGUCGACGGGGCACGACACAACGUCUUCGACUACGACGACAACUGCCAGAGCACCCUGUCGCCGCCGUCGACGGGGGACGACACAACGUCUUCGUCGAAGACUGCCGGAAGCACCUGUGCGACCCAAGAUGUCGCCCCCAACGCGGCAAUGCAGAGGAGUCUGGCGCGCCCUGCUCCGGUGUUCCUGGUGCCAGUAGCACCGGUCAUAGUGUACCAGCCGGUGAUCCCAGUGUACCAGGUGUUCGUCGUGCGUGAUUGUGCUGUUCACCGCCUCAAUCAGAUCAGGUGUCUACCAAUUAGCUAUGAUAUGGACAGUAUUACUAAAGCCGCAGUACAAGGAGCCAACCAAGCUUUGGCGUGAAGAACUCAAUCUCAAGUUUAUUAUUAUUAGUGUUUUGGAUUUGGAUGCCGCAAGUGAUA